AUGGAUUCUCACGAAUCCCUUGAAAAACGAUGUCAAUUACCAUAUGCUGUAGAAUAUGCAAAGUCUGGCCGAGCCGCCUGUAAAGCUUGCAGAGAACUAAUCUCCGAGGUGAACUUCAUUUUUUCUUUUAUGUUAGAUGUUUUUGGGAGCCUCUUCUAAUCUAAAAGCCCUGAUCAAAGUUUGGAGAAAUAUAGUUUUUAUCUUCUGAUCACUAUUUCGGUCAUCCAUUUCAAGCAUGUUUCUAAAUUUUUGAAAAAAAUUAGUUAUAUGAUUGACACUUUUUUUGAAAUUCCUCGAAUCCGCAAUAUUUUUUUAGAUUUAUUUUGUGAAUGAAUUGAAUAUCUCAUUAUAUAUAUUAAUCAAGGAAUGAAGUAGUUUUUUUAUAAGAGGGAUAGACUCAGAAUCAAUAAAACAUAUUCUUAAAUAAGGAAAUUUAGGCGCUAUUUUUUUGAAUUUGAUCAUAUUUUUUUCAGUUUCCGGGAAACUCUCAAAAAAACUACAUUUUUUUAUUUUUUUUGUAAUUUCAUAAAUCUUUUUUUAUAUUCCUUAGUAAACAUUUUUGAAAAAAAAGCAAAAUAAAAAAAUAAUGAUCAAAAAAGCUUCUGUGAAAAUCAGUUUUGACUUGUUUGAGUAGUUUUUCUAAUUGAAUUCAUAAAAUGAAUCGAAAUUAUUCAUAAAAUUAGGGCUCGAUGCGAAUUUCGGCGCUGGAGCCGAGCCGUUUCUUCGACGGCCUUCAGGAUAACUGGCACCAUAGCAGUUGCUUUUGGAAAAAAAGCUCAGAGCGGGCAAAGAUCGGAUCAACGAGAGUUCGAUCAAGGGAAUGGACCUUCUGCGAUGGGAAGAUCAGGUUUUUUCAGCACAAAAUCAACAGUUUUGUUUUUGGCUAGAUGUUAUUAAUAAUGAUCGAAAGUGAAAAAAAAAACUUCAAAGGGAGAAUUACGAAAGUAGAAAGAAAAAAGGAAGAUUUGAAGAAGAAAGAGUUCUUAGGACUUUGGGUAAUGAAUUAGAAAACGAAGAGCUUUCAAAAAAUAUUUACACUUUUUUUUCGAGAAAAGACGAAAAAAGUCAGAACAAACUAUCAAAAUGUAGUGGAAAGUGCGGUUUCAGAGCUUUAGGACCUCCUUUUUUUUGAAUGAAAGAACUUUUCCCCCUUUGGUAACGCAAACCGGACGCGCCCCGGACGUUUCCCAGCGUUUCAAGAGAUCCUUUUACCGAACUCUUAAUUGAUAACUUGAAAUUUUCUAAAACGUCCUUGCGAAGUCUGAUUUGUUCAUGCUGAAAUUUAAAAAUCUGUGUCCGGUACAUCAAAGAGUUGGCGAACGUAGUAUCAGAAGUUUUUCAACCCCAAAUUAAAACAAAAUUUUCACAGCUAAAACAGGUCAAAAAUCGAAAAAAAAAAGGCUCAAAAAAAUUCCAGGAAAUAGUCCGCGGCAAACUCGAGGCUUUCAACAGUUCCAAGAGCAAGCCUGAAAUAUCAAGAACGUCCCCAGUUCCAAAUAAUUUUACCCAACUCGAAGCUGAUUACUCUGCCACCAAUAGGUUUUCCUCUCAUUUUUGAACCAUUCCAAGUCUUUUUUCAGAGGAAAAUGCGAUAUUUGCAAAGAUUUCUUCCACAAAGACGAACUUAAGGUUCAAUUAUUUUGUUUUUCGAAAAUAUAAGCGCAAAUUUUUCAGUUGAAAAGGAAAUCAAAGUGGAAUCAUGCCGUGUGCGUUUUCACAAACGGGUGUACUUAUGAGGUUUUUUUGAAGGCUUUGGAGAGUUUUUUGAUGUUUUCAUGUUAAGGGUGAGGUAUCAAAUAUUGUCGGAUUCGAUGCUCUGAAGGAAGCCGAGAAGGAUUUAUUGCUACUUCUUGAACAGCAGCAGAAAGUUCCGCAGCCGGUAGGAUUCGAGGAGUUUUUGGGAGAAUUCUGAAGUCAAAACCACUUUAUUUAUGAAAAAAGUAGGCCUCUCUAAUUUUUUUUCAAGUUUUUAGGGAUCACAGUAAAAUCUUGAAACGACUUUUUAUUUUUUGUUAGUAUUGAAACGGUCGGGUUCUUAAUCCUUUUUUGGCGCCAUACAGUUAUAGGGACGAGAAAGUGAACAAUUAAAACUAAAAGAAAAGAAUCGAUAAAAGGCAAAAUAAAACAACGCGGAAAAUAGUAACCGGGACGCCGCUCUGCCUGUGAGUCAUCGCGUUAGAACCUUGUAAGAACGGUACUUCGAAUGAGAGGAUCGAACGAUUUGAGAAGGCUAGAGAGGCGGAGGAGUGGUUGCAUGUUAAAAAUAAGCGUAGGUUUUUUUCAAAAAAAGUGUUUUCAAUUAUGAUAAAACAUGAAAAGUUAGUUUUUUUCUCCUGUAACAAAUAAAAAGAUUCGUCUUUUCGUCUAACUACGGUAAUGUACACAUGAAAUUCAUUCAUUCUCUUGCUUUUUUUUCAUAAAAGAAAAAAAGCUCAACGUUCUCUACAAAAAAAUAGAUUUCAGAGCAACACAAAGAUGCUCAAAACAGUCUUUUUUUCGAAUGAAAAAACCUCAAAAAAAAUCGUUUAUUUUUUUGAAAAAAAUUAUGACUUCCAAUUCACAAGUCGAUAGUUAUCCAUGAAAAAUCCAGUUAAUAAAAAAAUUCUCAAUUCGAAUACUAUAAAAAGAAAAAAACGAAAAUGAAAAAAAUGAAAGGAACAUUUUGAAAAAAAGAUGAAGAUGCUUGCCGCUUAAUAUUCACGUCCAUGUUAAAUUUAUGACUGAAACAUUUGUUUAACCUAAAAAAAUUAUGAAAAAAAUUUCGUCUCUCAUCUCUCAAUAAAAAGCGUCGGAAAGAAUUUUUGAAGGUCGCGAAGCCCGAAUCGAAGGACGAAGCCGAAUCCAUGAACUCGGCCGGAAAUGGAAAUCCGACGGCUGCUGACGUCAGUGGCGACUGCGUCGUCGUCGACGAGUACACCUAGACUUCUUAGUAGAUGGCUAUUUUUCUUCUUCAGUGGCCUUAGCACAGCUGGAACCUCGGCGAAAAUGGAAAAGAAAGCAAGCCACGUGAAGUUGGAACAGCCUGAAGCGAAACGGCCGCGGAAUGAGAACGAUCCGGCGGACGAGGAAAAGAACAGGAGGAAGGAAAAGCUCAAGGUUUGAGUGGCUCUUAUAAGAAAGGUCAUUGCACUUUUUGAUCGGGAUUUGUCCAAAAACUUCGCCAAAACUAUUGAUGUACUUUAAAAAGGUUCUAAAAGUAUCAGUUUUUAAAGCUCCUAACUUUCGAGUGAGGUCACAUCAAAGUCAAAGAAACCUAUCGGAAUUCGAAAAAAUGGAAAAUGGUUCAUAUGCAAAAAAAUCGAAAGGGAUGCUUCUCAUUAUUUUUUCUUUCUUCAAAAAUCAGUAAACGCAUCUUUUUAUUCAUUUGAAUAGAGUUCAAAAAUUUAACUAGGUUUUUUUGAAAAAAACUAUCAAAAAAAUGACAAAAAAAUUGCGUUUGAGUUCGAGUUUCCACAUAUCGCCUUUCGUUUCAAAAAAAGUUGAAAUGAUUUUAUUUUUUUAAAGUUGUUUCAUAGUUUUUCUCAAUUAACUUUUUAUAAAAUUCAAUCAAAUUCCUCGUUUUUCAUGCCAAGUCCGAUUUCUAGGGCCAGUCAGACGUGAUGUGGGAGCUCCGGAAAGCACUCGAAAAUGUUUCAAAAAACGAUCUGAUCGACAUGCUCAAAUCGAACAAUAUCGAAGUUCCCAAGGAAAGUACAAAGGUUUUAGAAGGAUAUUCUGAGAAGAAAGAAAUUUGUAUUGAAGAUAGUCGAACGAGUUGUGGACUUUGGAACUUUUGGCAAGCCGGCGCCGUGUCCAAAGUGUCUUGGACAGCUCGUUUAUAGGUAAAGUUGGAAAAAAAAAGUUGUAUUUCUUAUUGGUCAAGUAGGGUUCGAAAAGAAAUUCAUAGACUUUUUUUAGAGACUGGAAGAGUAAUCCUCUGAAAAAAUAAGACUUUAUUUUAACCAACUUUCUAAAAGUUGUCCAUUCUAAGAGCUCAUUUUUUAGCUGAGCUCUUCCCUCUGUUUACUCUUCGUUCACUUUUCCGUUAAAGACAUUCCAACAAAGAAUUCAUCUCAAACUUUGGGUAAUCAAACCAUAUAAAUAAAAAUAGAACGGAACAAAUAUACAAUAUAAUAAUAUAGAACAAAUAUAAAAUGCGACAAUAAAUAUAAACUGCGGAAAAAAGAAAAAUGAAACGUGGCGACGGGGAUGAGACUGAAAACUGAGGGCGGCUGGACGCUGGGGACGCCGCUGCACAGUUCUCAGUCACGCCUUUAGAGUGGUACGGGUUGCGGGGGCUGCCCAGAGGAGGGAACCCAAAAGAUUCGAAACAGGCCAGAGACGUCGAGGAAAGGCCCUUUUCCUCUUCAGGGAGCGAACCAGUCUCGUUAACAACGGAAGGUCUCUUUUGACUCCUGAAAAAGGACCAGCAUCCUCUUGUUUGGCGUCUCUGGCCUAUUUAUGUGAUUAGUUCUGACUCACAGAAAUUUUUUUGGAAUUUCAUUACUUCUGAAUUCAAAAGGAAAUUUAGUUUCUGUGAUACGGAAAGAAAAUCCUUUGAUUCAACUUCGAGAUAAUCUGUGAAGUCUUUUCGGAACCUUAAAAAAACAGAACGUCUUUGCCGCAGAGAACACCGUCUAACAGUCUUUUUUCCACUGUAUCUUUAAAAUGUGCUUUUUCCUCCUAACUAUAUCAUUUCGAUGUCGUAAAUUGAAUGAUCCAUAAUUUUCAGUUGUUCCCACAAAACCUACGUGUGUCUUGGCUACGUAUCCGAGUUUACCAAAUGCACACAUAUUGAUAAGAAUCCGACGCGAUCUCCUUUCGCGAUUCCCCGAAAUAUCGUCAUAAAGUACGAAUUUCUUCGAACCGCUCCCUUCAAUAAGGUUGAGUUUUUCCACGUUUUUAUCUCGAAAAAUCGAAAUUUCAGUACCUGAGCGAGCGAAUCUACUCCCUGGAAGAUCAGGCAGUGAUUGUGUUCGUUUUCCCUACCGAAAUUCAUUUUCCAAUUCCCAAACCUUCCAGAAAAGGAGCCCAGUCGGCGUUCAAAAAGUACGGCUUCCAGCAAGAAGGAAGAUCCGCCUUUGAAAUCUUCGAAGGCGACUAUAAAACUGUCCAACUUGGUCUGAAUAAUUAGGAUGAAUAGUUGUAAUGAGAGGAUUUUUAGGGAUGGCGACGCAGGUCGUCAAAAAAGGAACCGUCGUCGAUUCGGAAUUCUCCGAUCCGACGUCCUACCACGUGUUUCGGGAUGAAACGGGUGAGAUUGAAGGGUGUUUUUUUUUUUUCAUAUUCUCAAAUUAGGAAUUCGUUUAGUUUGAGACCGGACCGACAAAUCAAAGAGAGUUCUGACCAAAUGAUAUUUUUUUUAGUUUCGGGAAACUCUUUGAAAAAAGUAUAGUCACAGGCAAAGUCCAAACGACCUCAAAAAGGUCUUAAAAAGAAGAUCCUGAAGCUCCUUUUUGAGUUCCAAAAAGGUGUCAAAAGUUUCUCGGAAUCUCCUUUUUCCCGCCUCCUUCUUUUUUUAUCUCCUCAAAAGGCCUUUUCGGAAAAAAAGAUCCAGAAAAAAGGCACCUUUGAGACAUUUUUUCCGAAAGUCCUUUUUGAGACCUUUUGGACUUUGCCCGUGAUUAUUAGUUCAAAAAAGUGUUUGGAACUAAAUUUUUGACAGUAAGAAUGAAAGGUCUGAAGAAGAGUUUUGAUCGAAUUUAUUCUUCUAGGUAUUUACUCAGCCGCGAUGAGCAUGACUGACGCCGCAGACAACCGAAAUUCCUACUACAAGCUGCAACUUCUGAAGCACGACUCAUAUGAUUAUAAGUCGGAGACAUGAGUUUUUCCAUCUCGACGAAAUCCUUCCAGAUACGUCCUCUUCCGGUCUUGGGGUCGCGUCGGAACGGCCGUCGGCGGCACCUGCGAGGACCAAUUUAGCAACGAGGCCAGUGCCAUCCAAAAGUUCCAUUUGUGAGAACUCCUAGUCGAUUUAAAGUCUAUAUGUUCUUAUUCAGUCAUUUCCACGAGAAAACGGGCAAUCAAUGGCAGAAUCGGAAAUAUUUCCGCAAGUUCGCCGGAAAGAUGAACUUUGUCGAGAACGACUACAAGGAGUUUGUGGGUUUUUUCUAGAAGAUGUGCAAAUUUUGGAAUCAGUCGAAAGUUGAAAAAAUUAAGUUUGGUUCAAUAUUGACAAGUAAGUACGAUCAUGAUAUACCUGAAAUUUUUCAUUUAGGUCUGAACUAUUUUUUUAAUUACCAAUGAAGAUUAUGUAUGUCUCAACCUUUAUGAUUUUUAAAAAACAGACGUCUAAAAGUAACAAAAACCAAAAAAAAUUCUAGAAUCAUAGCUUCCAGAACCUUUUUCUAUAACUUCAACAAGAACUCUGAUAGUUUUCAGAAACUUCCAGGGCGUUUAGACCUUCUUUAGAGGAAAAAAGGGUUCUUAUUACAUUUCUAUCAGCCUCAAUACUAGAAUAUCUCUGGAAAUCAUCAAAAAAUGAAUACAGGAAGAAGAUGUUGAAGUUGUCGCGCCGGGCUCGAAAACGACGCUUCCAUCAGGCGUCAAGACCGUUUUAAUGGCCAUUUUCGACGUCCGGAACAUGAAGGCCGCUAUGCAGAGCUUUGAGGUUGCAAUUUUGAAUUCUUCUCAUUUUGAGCUCAAUUUCAAAAAAAAGUUCUUGAAAAAUUGAGAAGAUCAAUUCAGACUAUAAAUUGAAAGAAAAAAAAGAUUUGAAGAAAUGAUAGAAAAUUAUCAAUAAAAGCCGUAAAUUUUGCAGCUGGACCUGGAGAAGAUGCCCCUCGGAAAGCUCUCCAAAGAGCAGAUCAUGAAGGCGUUCAAUGUCCUCUCCGAGCUCCAAAACGCCCUUCUGGCCGAAAAGCCGAGCCGCGAGAAAAUCAUCGACAUCACCAACAAGUUCUACACCUACAUUCCUCACAAUUUCGGCAUGCGCGAGCCGAUUUUGCUAGAUAAUGUCGGGAUUCUCAAGGUUCGGAUGCAGGAACUGAUAUUUUGGCCUUUCUGUCGAUGAAUCUGUGAACAGACUUACUGGGAAAUUGUUUAAUGGUCACUUUGGGGUUUUGACAUUUUAGUGGCCUCUAGUCAAAUAAGUGGCCAGUUAAGUAACUAAAUUUUAAUGGUUUUUUCGGAGUUUAGGUGGUGCUUUUAGAGGACUAAAAUCUACUCUAAUGACCACUAAAAGACGCAAAAUGGUUUCUAUAGAGGUGGUUUUAGUCGCCAAUUUAGUGCCUUCUCCAAGGAGUUUUUGAGGAACGCCUUAAGUGAUUGAAAAAAAAAAUUUGAUAAAAAUGGCCCUUGAUUCAUAAGCGCAUCUUCGUUAGAUUUCUAGACUCUUUGAGGUGAAAAUUGAGGGAUCAAUCAUCUUGGUCUAUCUUUAAACGAAUGAGACUGUUCAGCAAAAAACAGAAAUGUUGGAUGCCCUGCUGGAGAUUCAAUACGCCUACGAGACGGUUAAAAACGACAAAAAGAAGAUUCCGGCGACUUUGGACCCAGUUGAUGCUCAUUACAAAGAGCUCAGGUGUGACAUGGAGGUUCUCAGUUGAAGUGAACCUUUCUGGAUGAUAAAGGAAUUUUCAGCCUCUGCCCCAUGACACGGCCGAGUUUGCGGUUCUGAAGAAAUACCUGAAGAACAGCGUCGGGUCGACUCACGUCGUCAAGUACGAGCUCCUCGAUGUUAGUCAUGAUUUAUUGGAGUUUCGACUGGAAAAAUUUGUUGAUUUUGCUCAAAUUCUAGAAGAAAAAUACGUAAGUUUUAAUUUGAAAAAGAAGAAAAAAAUCGACAUUUUUUUGUCCAUUCCAGAAUUUUGAAUAUAUCAAAAAAACUUUAUUAUGUUCCUUAUUAUUAUGAAAAAUGCUCCAAAAAUUAAAAUGUUAACUGUUUAGGAAGAAUUGUUGCGCGUCUAUUACACACGAAUCCAUUGGAAAAAUAUUUUUCCGAAAUCAAAAAUUCCAUAUUUUAAUGGUUACCCUUCAACAAAAAAUGAACAUUUCCCGUUGAAAUCUCAGAAAAAUGUUCGCAAUUUUUUUUUCGACCUCAAUUUCUAAGGAAAGUAUUCUAAUUCUUCCAAAAUCGAUGCUUGAACAAUUAUCCCGUUUUUCCUUCAGAUUUUGAAGCUGAAGCGACAUGGAGAAGAGGAAAAGUUCCAGUGGCAACUGGGCAACCGAAUGUUACUCUGGCACGGAUCCCUCAAGAUGAAUUACGUCGGAAUCCUCAGCCAGGGACUCAGGAUCGCGCCGCCAGAAGCUCCCGUUGUAUGGUUUUUGGGCUAAAGAGAAGAAUUUAAUUUUUGAUAAGGGAAAUAGAGAAAACAAAAAAGAAGAGUAUGACUUAAGGUGAUACGGAAGGAAUAACGGAAACAUUUGAAAAUUCCGAUAUUUUAAUAUUUAGAUAGUAAGUUCUAUCGCGAUUAAAUGUAAUCUGAAACGGAUUUGGAUAGAAAUUAUUCGAUUAAAUCACAGGAUUAUCGAAAAUUUGCAUCCAGAAAGAAAGAAAAAAUCGAUUUCAGACCGGCUACAUGUUCGGAAAGGGCGUCUACUUCGCCGACAUGUUCACGAAAAGCUCGUUUUACUGCAGAGUGAGAUCUUCUGUUUUUGAAAGACAAAUGAAAUUGGCAGACGAAUCCUGGCGAGGAGGGCUACAUGCUCCUGUGCGAGGUCGCUCUGGGAACCUGCAAGGAAGAACUCCAUUCCGUCGGCCACAGCGCCAACUCCAUCAAGGGAUUCGGCUCCGUUAAAGGUAUUUUGAGAGUAAUCGAGAACAAAAGACAAAUGAAAAAUGAAAAAAAAUCAUCCAGUGAAUGAGAGGAAAACCAUCUAGGGAAAUUCCAGGACACCUAUGCAAAUUUUUUUCUCAAAGGUUGAGGAUGAAUCUAUGAGAUUUUUUUAUUUUAUUAAUCAAGUUUUUCUGUUGAAACUAAAAAUUUUUUUAUACCAUAUACCAAAUUUGAUCAAGUUUCGUUGCAAGGCCUUUUUCUUGCUGUUUUUUUUUUUUGCAGUUGUGUGAUGAAAAAGUGCGAAAAAAAGCAGUGGAUACGGUAGCUUUUUUACUUCUGUGAUUUUUCUUCAUUGCACUAUUGGUAAGAAACUUGUAUCUUUACCCCAAAUAUGGUCCAAUGUGAACUGAAAAUCAAAUCUAAAAAAGCUACCAAACGAAAAAAAAGCUGAAAUGAAACCGUCAGCAUCGAAAAUAAGGCUUAAAAAAAGGCAUGAAAUGCAGUAAAUUUUGAAAAAUUUUCCUGUAUUUUUUUAAUAUCUGAGUUCCCAAGUCAAAACUCAUGUAGUUUUUUUUUCAAAAAUAGCGAGAACAAAGCAUGUGUGAAACGCCUUUUUGUGUUCAGAUUUUUAGAGAACUUGUAUUGUAACAGAGAAUUCAGGAGUUGGACGCGAAAGUCCCAACCGGCUGGACGAUCACGCGCACCCCGACGGCUACGUGAUUCCUCUCGGAAAGGCCAAAAUCGACACUGCCCUGAACUCUGCCCUUCUGUACAAUGAGUGGGUUUUCAUUCCAACUUUUUUUUACGAACGAGAGAAUUUUUUUCGAUUUUUUUACCUUUCUUGUCUAUUUUUAAGAGAAGGUUAUUGAAAUAUCAAAAAAAAAAGAAUUGAUCAACUCGGAGCAUUGGCUUUCCGACUGUCCAGGAAAGAUUGAAAGAAAUUUAUUUUCAAGAAAAAAUUCGCAAGUUUACGCGCCAGUGCUCUCACUAGUCAGAAAGUUUCAGUUUUCUAUCUUUUUUGUUCCCUACAAAGUAAGUUUUUCACAUUUUUUCAGAUAUAUCGUCUACAACACGAACCAGAUCAAAAUGCGUUACCUGGUCCGUCUUCGAUUCAACGAAUCGCGUCACAAAUGA
Messenger RNA from Caenorhabditis auriculariae, 9827 nucleotides. Lineage: Eukaryota; Metazoa; Nematoda; Chromadorea; Rhabditida; Rhabditidae. The record is from the annotation of a GenBank genome assembly.